This is a messenger RNA of Postia placenta MAD-698-R-SB12, 2691 nucleotides long. RefSeq lists its product as hypothetical. Bases 1 to 2691 code for a protein of 896 amino acids. The transcript is spliced from 12 exons. NCBI's taxonomy places the organism in Eukaryota, Fungi, Basidiomycota, Agaricomycetes, Polyporales, Adustoporiaceae. The record is from RefSeq and is a predicted model, not a curated record. Gene Ontology annotation, molecular function: 5'-3' RNA helicase activity; RNA binding.
AUGUCGGGAACAUCUUGGACGCCUCAUGUCCGGGGCAAACGCCAUAGUCGUGCGGCCGCCAGUCAAGGAGUGAGCCCUGACGUCGAACCGGAGGAGGAAGCCGUCAAGCCCGGACAUACGUUCUGUAACGUAUGCGCUAGGACACUCCCCCAGAGCAAAUGGAACAACCAUCUCACGACGCCGCAACAUGUUCGUAGGAUGCUCUUUGCUAACUACGAGGCCGCUUUCGAGGAGGCUGAGAAGAACAAGCACGGGACUACUGUGUCGCAUGACGACGAUGGGGUAAAUUUUGGAAUCACUGAAGUUCCCAAUGCCCAGCAAGGUGUACAAAUCAUUGUGAAAAUACAGAACACUGUCCCACUUGCGCGUAUCACGCUCGUCGAUGCGCAGCUCGCGUUGAAGUCGCAUCGGGGAACGCCGCCGCACGACCAUCUGGGUCGCUACAACGACCGCAUAGAGUUUCUCUUCGAAGAUACUGUCUUGCAUAAGUCCUUCGCGAUUGUGCGCCCUGUCAAAGGGAUCGUUGGGAGUCAAGCCGACCACAACUUGCUAAAGCCGAUCGCGCCUUAUGUCCCCCGGAAGCGGACUGCCAGGGACCCUGAGAAAGAUGUCGUCCCUGGCGUGCCUCCUCCGGCAUUGGGCGCUAUAAAAUAUGUUGUCAAGCUCCCGCAGGCCGAGAUUCCAAAGCGGAUUGCAGAUGCUCUCUCGCGUGGCUCGCCGUCACACAUCAUUAACUUCUUCCGCACCUCGAUCAUGCCUUCUGUUUUGAAUAGUGCGACACACGGGCGCUACAUGAAGACACUGAUAUGGACUGAAGAACAUCGUAUGGAACACGAUUUGCAGAUAUAUGAUAUACCGGAUGCCCGUUUGACGACGCAUGGGAAAUACUACUUCUUGGAGGUUCCAGGGCUCGCAGAAAAGCGUCCAAGCGUCUUGGUCGGCGACAGGAUCCUCGUGCAGCCACACGGCCAGGACGGCGGUCGCUGGUUUGAGGGUCAUGUACAUCUCGUUCGUCAAGUUGAGGUUGGGCUUUACUUCCAUGGUUCAUUCCCCUACGACGGCAACCGGCGAUACCACGUUCGGUUCAAAUUGAACCGGAUUCCUCUAAUGCGCCAGCACCAAGCCCUCGAUACGGCAUUCGAUCCAGAUCGUGUCCUUUUCCCCUCGCUACAACAUCUCGUCCCGGCAGCGCCUCCUUCGACUGUAGCCGUACGCCCAUACAUCCAUAACCGGCUGAUUGCUCAAAAUGCCGCUCAAUUACAAGCGGUGGCAUCCAUUGCUGCCAAACCCAUGGGCUCAGCACCGUUCGUUAUCUUUGGGCCUCCGGGUACCGGAAAGACGGUUACGAUGGUCGAAGCCAUUCGCCAGGUCCUUCGGGUGAAUCCUAACGCUCGUGUCCUGGCCUGCGCCCCAAGCAACAGCGCUGCCGAUCUGAUUGCAUCUCGGUUCUUGAGCAGCACCGAGCUCUUCCGUUUCUAUGCUGUGUCUCGGCGUCGAGAACUCGUUCCAGACAACCUCCUUCAACAUACGCACACAAACAGCCAAGGCUUCUUUUCGGUCCCUCAGGUGUCGCAGCUCGCCCAAUUCCGUGUCGUCGUUUCCACUUGCGGUUCGGCGUCGUUCGCCUUCGGUGUGGGCUUACCACCUGGCCAUUUCACCCAUAUAUUCGUCGACGAAGCCGCUCAGGCGACAGAACCAGAGACAAUGACAGCUAUGAAGGCGAUGACUACCCCAUCCACGCAAGUAGUGCUAUCCGGCGAUCCUAAGCAAUUGGGGCCUAUCAUCAGGUCGAGCGUCGCGCGCGACUUGGGGCUGGGCGUCAGUUAUUUGGAGCGCAUGAUGGAACGAGACCUGUACGAUGAGCACAGGGGGAGCGGAAAGACACUCGUCAAGCUCAAGAGGAACUUCCGCUCCCACGAGACAAUCCUCAAUUUCUCGAACGAGCAGUUCUACGGCUCGGAUCUGCGUGCUUGCGGUCCUAAACGGGUCAUCGACUCCUUUGUUGGAUGGAAGGAACUCCCCAAUCGGAAGUUCCCGGUAAUCUUCCACGCGGUGUGCGGCAAGGACGAAAGAGAAGCGUCGUCGCCAUCGUACUUCAAUACGGAUGAGAUCCUGGUUGGCAAGAAUUAUAUCCAGAAGCUGAAGGCAGAACGUCGACAUGUCGUGGCUGAUGAAGAGAUCGGCAUCAUCACGCCUUACAACGCGCAGGCGCGCAAGUUCCGCGACACGCUCAAGCGCGCAAAUGUCGGAACUGGCAUCAAGGUGGCAAGCGUCGAGGAAUUCCAAGGCGACGAACGAAGAGUCAUCAUGCUAACCACCGUCCGGAGCAGCAAGGAACUACUCACCUUCGAUGCGAAACAUACCUUGGGCUUUGUGGCGAAUCCACGAAGGCUGAACGUGGCCAUCACGAGAGCAAAAGCCCUCCUGAUCGUCAUAGGAGACCCACUCGUUCUGUCUAUCGACCCGUUAUGGCGCAAGUUCCUCAACUACGUCGCGUUGAACAAUGGCUGGCGUGGCAUACCGAUCAGCUGGGAUCCGCACGCGCCAAACGAAAUCAGAGACCAAGGUGUCGAAGAUAUCACGGACUUCAUGCAGCGCAUGCAGAGCUACUUGGGCAGCGACGAUCAGAGUGCACACGACUUCGCGGAGAGUCAGGUUAAUGCAGAAGGGGUCUGGCGGGAGCCCGAGUGA